Cherax quadricarinatus is the source of this 1436-nucleotide messenger RNA. NCBI's taxonomy places the organism in Eukaryota, Metazoa, Arthropoda, Malacostraca, Decapoda, Parastacidae. The record is from RefSeq and is a predicted model, not a curated record.
UUCAGAUAGCAGUGAAGGACAGAAACCUUCACCCAAUACGACAGCGGUUCAAGACAUAUAAUAUGCAUCUAAUUGACAAGUGCAGGAAUACGAAGGAAGAGAAAGUCACCAACAUCUCUCUCACGUCAAACUUCGGAGGUAAACAAGAGGAUUUGAGCGAAGAUGAGAUGAAUAUUCUUCAGUUCCUCGAGGUAAUGACUAAGUUCGGCUAUCCGGUUCAGUCGGAAAUCAGAACGGCCGCGGAAAACAUCAUCACCACAAAGAAAAUACCUGCUGACACUGAGAAGGAUGGAAAAAAAUGGAGGAAACAAUACUUUGUAUAUUCAGAGAACAAGGUCCUCAUGAAUAUUUGUAAUAGGUUGACGGAAGAGGAAGUUUUGCAUCAUGUAUGAGCUUCUGUGUCAGGAGGAACACGAAGACUUCAAACCAGUUAGACAGCAAUUACUGAAUCUUCAAGUAAAUGUUGAUGAUUUUAAGGAAAAACAGGACUAAAAGAAACGGCAUUUUUCUACUUCGUUAUCAUACUAAUUUCAAAUAAGGUUCUAAAUCGGCUGUAUACGCACUCACUCAACAAUAUUUUUGUGUUAAUGAAGAAGAAACGCGACGAUGACCCUCGUAUUGACGGACUCUUGGACCAAGUUAGCAGGUAUCCUUUGGCUUCUCACCCUCCCGGCCUCUGCAUCAUAUUUAAUAUGGAGGAGAUGCGCGAAGGGUCCUGCUACGACCGGAGAAACGUCAAAGAAUUAUUUGAGAAUGUUUUCAAAUACGAUGUGCUCGAGGUGAACAACCCAGAUAAAGAAACAGUACAAAGUGUUAUUAGCGAACUGAAGACACCAAGAAAUCAGUUCUACGACAGCCUGGUUGUGUGGUUCAUGAGCCACGGUGACAAGACAUACUUACAGGUAAAGAAUGAUAAAAUCCAUCGACGUUUGGAUCUUAUACAACCCAUUACAGAAAUUGGUUGGUUGUUUAUGAAGCCUAAGGUCUUCUUCAUCCAAGCUUGUGCCGACAGAAGGCGAAAGGAUGUGGUAAUGCCCACUGCUACAGAAAAAUAUAAGGCGACAGCGACAGACGGCAGAUCGAUACUGGCCAAGGAUACCAGUACCAGAUGGGAAAGCACCUACGGAGAGUAUGAGGAUGUGUAUGAUAUCAAUCCUUUCGCUGAUACAAUCGUCGCCUACGCCACCAAGUGGUACCAGAAGGCUGCCAGGAAUGACAAAGGAUCCUUGUUUGUGGACACUUUGGUCGACCAGCUGAGAGAGUACGGUUGCAAGGAGCCCAUAGAGAGCGUGUUGCGACGAACCCACUACAAUGUUAACACAGUAAAGUUGAGGACAGAGGAAGGUAAACUAAGACAAGCACCUUACUUCGAGUCCUCACUCCAGAAGGUCUUCAUCUUCCCGACAAUCGACAGUCAUUAAUUCAAGGUUAACUUG